Messenger RNA from Vicia faba (fava bean), 729 nucleotides. The record is from the annotation of a GenBank genome assembly. Lineage: Eukaryota; Viridiplantae; Streptophyta; Magnoliopsida; Fabales; Fabaceae.
AUGUCAGCUUUGGUGUCCGUGGAUCCGACAGUGUCAUGGCCCGGAAAAAACCUUGAGGUGCAUCUUUACAAGACAAGCUUUGGUGCAUGUGCUGCAUUCCUUGCAAAUUACGACACCUUGUCGUGGGCAAAAGUUCCAUUUGGAAAUGGCCAGUAUGACCUCCCACCCUGGUCUAUUAGUAUCCUUCCUGACUGCAAAACUGAGGUUUUCAACACUGCAAAGGUUGGUGCUCCGAGGUUCCAUAGAAAGAUGACUCCUGUAAACAGCGCGUUUAAUUGGCAGUCGUAUAAUGAACAACCUGCCGCCUCCGGUGGAGAAAGUUCGAUCACAACAGCUGCACUUUUGGAGCAGGUCGGUGUCACUCGCGAUUCGUCAGAUUAUUUGUGGUACAUGACAGAUGUCAACAUUAGUCCUAAUGAAGCUUUCUUAAAGAAUGGCCAAUAUCCUGUUCUUACAGCAAUGUCGGUCGGCCAUGUUCUGCAUGUUUUUGUUAACGGUCAACUUUCAGGAACUGCAUACGGAGGAUUGGAUAAUCCUAAAUUAACAUUUAGCAGUGGUGUGAAGCUAUGGGCUGGCAAUAACAAGAUUUCUCUACUUAGUGUUGCAGUCGAUCUCUCGAAUGUUAGCUUACAUUACGAAACAUGGAAUGUUGGAGUGUUAGGCCCGAUAACGUUAAAGGGUCUAAAUGAGGGGGCAAGAGACUUGUCUAAACAAAAAGAGAAUGUAUAG